UAUUCAACUUGCAAUUUGAUAUACAAUAAUCCCUUCAAGAAUAUGAGAAGCUUUUAGUUCAAUCAAUCAAAAUCAUUUUCGAAAUCGAAGUGAAUGUCUGUGCUGAAAUUCACCACCCCAAUUCUUCAAUUCUUCAUUUCUUAACCCUCAAUUAUUCAAAACCCCAUAACCAGAAAAAACUACCAUCUCAGUCUCAGUGUUUGAGGUGGUGGAAUACAUACACACAAUGAUUGGACGCAGAGAAAGAGAAGGACCCUUGAUGAGGAACAACGCCCAAUCUCUACGCAAAUCAAGGGUUUUAACCGCUGUAGCAAUUGGUAUUCUAAUUGGAUGCAUCUUAGCUUUUUUGUUUCCCAAUGGUUUCAUUGUUUCUCACUCUCGUCACCUCCCUGUUAAGGGAUCCAAGACCCAGGAAAUCUCAGCUGAAUGUGAAUCCUCGGAUAGAGUCAACAUGUUAAAAUCAGAGUUUGUAGCAGUAUCAGAUAAUAAUGCUGAACUUAAAAAACAGGUCAGGGAGUUGACCGAAAGGCUUAGGCUUGCCGAGCAAGGGAAAGACCAGGCUCAAAAACAGUUUCUUGCAUUGGGUAAACAGGUUAAAGCUGGACCUUUUGGUACCGUCAAGGGAUUCAGAACCAAUCCUACUGUUGUUCCUGAUGAAUCUGUGAACCCGAGAUUGGCAAAGAUAUUAGAGAAAAUUGCAAUUAAUCGAGAGAUCAUAGUUGCACUUGCAAACUCCAAUGUGAAGGAGAUGCUUGAGGUCUGGUUCACCAAUAUCAAGAGAGUUGGUAUUCCGAAUUAUAUAGUUGUUGCUUUAGACGACGAGAUUUCCAAAUAUUGUGAAUUAAAUCAAGUUCCAUUUUACAAAAGAGACCCAGAUGAAGGUAUUGAUACUAUUGGGAAAAGUGGAGGGAACCAUGCUGUCUCUGGGCUUAAAUUUCUUAUCUUAAGAGAAUUUUUGCAGUUGGGAUAUAGUGUUCUUCUAUCCGAUGUCGACAUUGUCUAUUUGCAGAAUCCUUUCAAUCAUCUAUACCGGGAUUCAGAUGUAGAGUCCAUGAGCGACGGUCAUGAUAACAUGACAACUUACGGCUUCAACGAUGUCUUUGACGAACCGGCAAUGGGUUGGUCUCGAUACGCCCAUACCAUGAGGAUAUGGGUUUACAAUUCUGGUUUCUUUUAUAUCAGACCAACCAUUCCUUCAAUUGAGCUUUUGGAUCGUGUGGCGACACGACUUUCCAAGGAGAAUGCAUGGGACCAAGCCGUUUUCAAUGAAGAACUCUUUUACCCCUCACAUCCUGGCUAUGAAGGGCUUCAUGCUGCCAGAAGAACAAUGGAUAUAUACCUCUUUAUGAACAGCAAGGUUCUUUUUAAAACAGUAAGAUAUGAUGCUAACCUCAGUAAAUUGAAACCGGUAAUUAUUCACGUGAACUACCACCCCGAUAAGCUUCCACGAAUGAAAGCGAUUGUUGAAUAUUAUGUUAAUGGGAAGCAGGAAGCUCUCAAACCUUUCCCUAAUGGCUCAAGUUGGUAACCUUGUUUAUGCUGCUAGGAUAUUAUGUGUCUCAGUUAUUUGUUCAAAAAAGUUCCAAAGUACAUUAUAUGAGUGAUAAAGCAUAGGUGUAGGUCAAAAAAUAUAUCAUUUUAUCAGCACAUUGACUUAUGCUUUUACCCCAAUUCUGAGACUGUUAAGUUUUUCCCUUUUUCUUUCUUUUUUGUUGUGGUUAUUUUGCACUUGAUCUAGGUGGGUCUUACAUAAGAUUUCUUCUGUAACAUUUGUUGUAUGCUAAUUUAAUUUUUUAUUUUAUCUCAUCCUCAUAUGCAAUACACAUUGUUAGCAAGCUUGUGUGCAAUGUCAAGGGGUUUGGAACCUUAGGCAAA
Molecule: messenger RNA, 1875 nt
Organism: Cicer arietinum (chickpea)
Lineage: Eukaryota; Viridiplantae; Streptophyta; Magnoliopsida; Fabales; Fabaceae
Product: arabinosyltransferase RRA2-like
Biological process (GO): root hair cell development
Molecular function (GO): glycosyltransferase activity
Source: RefSeq, a predicted model, not a curated record